AUGACCUGCCCGUUGCUUCCACACUGUGUAAACAUAAACCCACCAAAACACACAAACACACAAACAAACCUCGACAAAGAGAUGACACUCCAUCAGUGUCACAGACAAACAUCUCACUUAGACACAAUCCAGCCUUCAACUUCUGCUCCACUCUCGAUCUCACUCUUUGCGACUUAUCUGUAUGUUUGUCCUCGACCCAGUUUGGUGUUUCUGUUUUGUCUUUACGUCUACAGCUCCAGGCAGCUGCUCUCAAAGCUGCAUCACACCGAGGUAGGAGAAGAAGAAGAAGAGGACGAAGAAGAAGAAGAGGAUGCUUCUCGAAUUGAAGUCAACAACCUGCAGCCUUGUCUCUGUAGUCAAGGACACACUGUUAGAAGAGGAGACACUUGUACUGCAUGGUAUCAUGAGGUGUUUUAUUGGCUGUUAAAGUAG
Molecule: messenger RNA, 432 nt
Organism: Xyrichtys novacula (pearly razorfish)
Lineage: Eukaryota; Metazoa; Chordata; Actinopteri; Labriformes; Labridae
Source: the annotation of a GenBank genome assembly